AUGUCGAGUUGUGCAUUUACGAAAAGAAUGAGGAUAUCGGAGGCACUUGGUUUGAAAACCGAUAUCCCGGAUGCGCGUGUGCGCGAGAAGUUGGACUCACACAUCGUUACUCCAGAUAUCCCGGCCCAUACAUACCAAGCGACCUUCGAGCCGAACAAAGAGUGGUCUUCGUUCUACGCUCCGGCGCCAGAAAUCCAUCAUUACUGGAAGCGAGUUGCGGGGAAGUACGGAUGUUGGAAGUACAUCAAACUGAAGCACAGGGUUUUGGACGCAAGCUGGGACGAAGGGAAGUCUAAGUGGAAACUGCAGGUUCAAGAUGAUGCUGGAACGUCUCACCAGGAUGAAUGUAAUGUCCUCAUCCAAGCUACAGGUUCUCUCAACAAUUGGAGGUGGCCGAGCAUCCCUGGUCUACACGAUUUCAAAGGGAAGUUGAUGCACAGCGCGGCCUGGGAAACGGACUAUGAUUAUACGAACCAGAAUGUCGCCAUUGUCGGCAAUGGCUCUAGCGGAAUUCAGAUCCUUCCGGCAAUGCUGCCCAAGGUGAAUCACAUUGAUCAUUAUGUCAGGUCACGUACCUGGAUUUCACCCACCUUUGCGCGAGAAUAUAUCGACAAGCGCUCCGGGGACACACAGAACUCAGUUUCAUUCAGCCAAGAGGAGAUUGAUACGUUCAAGAAGGAUCACGCCGCGUAUCAGCAAUUCCGCAAAGAGGUCGAGCUCCAGCUCCAGUCUAUUCACGGUACAACCCUCCUGGGUAACCCCACGCAACUUGCAGAACGCGAUAUAAUAAUCGACAACAUGAAAAAGCGUCUCGCAAAGAAACCCGAGCUACUGGAUGAAUUGAUCCCUUCUUUCCCAGUAGCCUGCCGCCGCUUAACCCCAGGACCUGGGUAUCUCGAAGCCCUGGCCGAUGAAAAAGUGGCGCUCAUCAAAUCUAACAUUAUACGGGUCGACGAAACCGGUAUCGUCACCGAAGAUGGAAAUCACCGACCGAUUUCCUGUGAGAGGGCGUGGGGGGGAUCCUUGGCCGACCGUUGGAAGGAAUCCACAGAGACCUACUUGUCUAUCGCGACAGAUGGGUUCCCUAAUUAUUUCAUCUGUUUUGGCCCCAACUCCGCGGUCGGUGAAGGGAACUUGCUGCUUCUGUUCGAGAAGGAAAUUGACUAUUUUACGGAGUGCGUGCGCAAGAUGCAACGCGAUCACAUUGCUUCGAUGAGUGUUCGACCAGCGGCCGUUCAGCAGUUCGCCCAAUACUGUGACGAGUAUUUCAAAAGAACGGUAUUCAGUGCCCGUUGCCGCAGUUGGUACAAGGGUGGAGCGGAGAAUGGCCGAGUAACAGCGUUAUGGCCCGGAUCGUCGCUGCACGCCCUCGAGGCGUUCGCUCAUCCUCGAUGGGAAGACUACGAGUACGAGUAUGUGACUGGUAAUGCCUUUGGAUGGAUUGGCGACGGGUGGACCGAGAAUGAGAAAUACAACAGGAUCAACGUGAACUAUUUGGAUGACGAUCAAGUUGACUUUCCUCAGCCCGUGGACUGCGGUAGAUCAAGCCGUCGAAUAGCAUUUGGGCCGACCGCUGAUGAUCUCAUCUGUGACGACCCGAUCUUCUCUCCUCACUACCCCGGAUCUCCUCCCCGAUGGACCACCAUGGCGCCCGCCGACAAGCACUUUCGCUGCACAGUCUGUCAGCGGGGCUUCACGCGCGUUGACCACUUGAAGCGGCAUCAUCUUCGACAUUCGGGCCAAAAACCCUACUCGUGCGUGUUCUGCAACGAGGCAUUCGCGCGAUGCGACAAUCUUCGCGAUCACUACACUGAUUGUGCCAAGCGCGGAGACCGCAAAAUCCCAGAGACUGGUCAGAGGGGACGGAGGCGGCAUGCUUGCCAAUCAUGUACUUUGAUGAAAUUACGAUGCGACGGGCAGAGUCCUUGUGGCUCUUGCGUCAAACGAAACCUCGAUUGCAAUAAUGAACGAAACACGCGCUCUCAUAACGUAUUCGAUGAAGAAGAGAAACCCGACAUGUAUGCUCCCUCUUCCGAUCGGGGGUCGAUCAAAUUCCUCCUCAACGGCGGCACCGAUAGCUUCAUCGAACAAUUCCGUUUGCCUCCGCGAACCGACCGCGGGCGGAGCCUCAUAUUCGAUAACCAGACGGACAUGGAAGAAGGCGCCGAAGCAACGCUCUCCUAUAAUAUACAAACCAACCGGCCGGACUUGAUGACCGGCUCGGUUGAUCCCUUCGAACUGAGUUCCCUUCAAUUCUUCCAAGAUACCUUCCUUGAUUUCUUUACAGGGCCCUUUUCAGGGCUCUCUACAGAGAGUCACAAGCCUACAGAUGAUCACCCGUUCAAUGAGCAACUAGCCUACCCUCCAUCUCUUAUAGGACAGCGCCCUCAGCUAGCGCUGUCAGCAGAGCAGGCUGUCUUUGAACCCGAACGCCCAUUCGCAAUGGCUCUGGUGCAGUCUAUCCUGGCACGGGCGUGGACAGUCCCGUUAGACGCGAAAGCCCAGGAGGAAAUAUCGGCCAAUCUAAAUCAGCUACUGACCACUGCGCGCAUCCGCAAAUUCAUAUCUUUCUACUUCAAGUACUGGCAAAAAAACUGUGCUAUGAUUCAUGCUCCUACAUUUAACCCAGAGACGGUAGGUCUGCCGCUCCUAGCCGCGGUUGUCUUCAUGGGUGCUAUAUACAGCACAGACCAGAGGGAGGUCUACAUGGCAAAACGAGUUCUCGACUUUGCCGAAUUAUUCAUUUUCUCGAGCAACAUCUACGCCUCGGAUUUCGAGGCUGCCUCGAUCUUCACUGGGAGCUCAAGUAUCGACGACGGCAGCGAUUGGAAUCAGUUUCAAACGUUUCUCGCGGGCUUCAUUAUAAUGGUAGUUCAAUAUUGGGCAGGGUGCCCGACAUCUCGCAAUCGCGCGAUGGAGAUCGCCCGUCGGUUAAAGUUAACCAAAAGCAGACAUCUUCCUCACGAGGGGGCAUCUGAACAGAUGUGGAUUCAGACUGAAUGUCGGAUUCGGACUAUGUCUUUCAUUUCGCUCCUCGACUGUGCAUUUCUCUUUUUCCAGAAUUACCCCUGCCGGUUGACUAUGUCCGACACGGAAUGCGAGUUUCCCUGCUCAGACGCUCUGUUCAAGUCAGAACAUCCUUUUGCUGAUCCGACAUUCCGACUCUCUCGCAAUCUCACGAUACGCGAAGCUUUUCAAAAUCUGUUCGUCGCUACUCCGUUCGCAUCUCCGCAACCGACACCGGAGACAAAUCGUAUGGACCUUAUCGUCCUGGACAUGUUCAUACUUAUUCACAUAUUGUUCGCUUUCAUUAAUCAACACAUGACUUUUGUCGGGUUAAUAAGACGUCACCCUCUAGCCAUACAGUCGGUACAGAGCCCUGGCGGCAGUACCGACAGCAAAAGCAUGAUUCCUGAGGACACGGUCUUGUCAUCAAUAAUGAUCGCUCUUGGACGGUGGCGCGAAUACUGGGCCGCGUUGCGCACCCAAGUCACCCAUGAUGAAUGGGCAUCCAUGGGAUUUUACAAGAAUGGAUACAACUUCUGGCUCGUGUCGCAGCUCCUUAUUACGAAGAAAGACGCAGUGGAAAUCAUCAUGAAAAUGGAGGUGAACUGCGAAGACAAACUGCAGAGGCUGGCGGUUUUAUUACAAAACGAGAAAGACUAA
Molecule: messenger RNA, 3666 nt
Organism: Penicillium chermesinum
Lineage: Eukaryota; Fungi; Ascomycota; Eurotiomycetes; Eurotiales; Aspergillaceae
Exons: 17
Coding region: 1-3666 (1221 amino acids)
Biological process (GO): regulation of DNA-templated transcription; DNA-templated transcription
Molecular function (GO): DNA binding; NADP binding; DNA-binding transcription factor activity, RNA polymerase II-specific
Source: RefSeq, a predicted model, not a curated record